UGUCAAGACGACAUUUAAUAAAUUCUUCCGAUGUAUUCGUUAUUAAGGGUUUCACUGUAUGAUAGAAUGAAAAGGAAUGAUGUUUUUAGCAGUCGACCCUCAACAGUUCAGCAGGUUUCUAAUAAUUCUCCGCGAACUGUAUUUUUCUCUGAUGGAGUGCGGCGGAUUGAUAUUGUGCUCACGUACGAGGACAAAGACGACAAUAAGGAGAGUCAAGGAAGACGAGCUAAAUAUGAGAGCAAUCUUGUUGAGAAGGGUCUUCAGCUGGAAACAGAGUUUACUUUGAAAUCUGGAAACGUGAAGAUCAAUUACGUAAAGGUUCAUGCUCCAUGGAUUAUCCUAGCUAAAUAUGCUGAGAUUCUUAACCUCAAGAUGCCAAUAAAGAAAUUUACUGUCAUUUCCUUCGGUACAAUGGUCGACGGUCAAACCGAGAAUGAAGAUAGAAAAGAAAGUAAGAGUGUAGAGUGGAUGGAAAGGAUCUCUAGUAUAUUUGAUUAUGAUUCCUCCUUGAUCCCCCCGGAUCCAUCCUUCUUCAGUGCUGGCUUUCUAAUGGAUAAAGAAGACAAAUUUAUCAUUAAAGAUCGAGAAAGUUUCUUCUCGUCUGCUCAACGAUCUCAAAUAGUUUGGCAGAUCCUGCUGAGAACAGCAUACGACGAUGAAGUUCCAGAACGAGUAGGAAUAAGACGACUGUUGAGUAAGAAUAUAUAUGCCGCUGCAUAUCCCCUGCACGAAGGUUCCCACCAGGUGACAGCUCACACGGAACAAUCCCAACCAACAAGGAUGGAUUCCGGUCAGGCUCAGUUGACUGAUCGACAGUUAUUGUUCUGUGAAUGGGCGAAUUACAAGAACUUUUAUAAGCGGCAGCCUCUCUGGUUGAUCAAGAAAUAUUUCGGAGACAAGAUUGGCCUUUACUUUGCUUGGCUUGGCUUCUAUAACCAGCUGUUGAUACCCCCAGCAUUAUUUGGUCUGAUUGUUACCCUGUAUGGACUCUUUUCUUUCUAUUCUAAGAACAAAAAUAUUGUAAGAUCACAACAUGGAUAUAAGAAUUAA
Messenger RNA from Eurytemora carolleeae, 1050 nucleotides. Its product is annotated as anoctamin-6. Bases 31 to 1050 code for a protein of 339 amino acids. The transcript has 13 exons. Gene Ontology annotation, molecular function: chloride channel activity; protein dimerization activity. Gene Ontology annotation, cellular component: plasma membrane. Gene Ontology annotation, biological process: chloride transmembrane transport. The record is from RefSeq and is a predicted model, not a curated record. NCBI's taxonomy places the organism in Eukaryota, Metazoa, Arthropoda, Copepoda, Calanoida, Temoridae.